Messenger RNA from Miniopterus natalensis, 673 nucleotides. It is a transcript of the gene RAC2, whose product is annotated as Rac family small GTPase 2. The record is from RefSeq and is a predicted model, not a curated record. Gene Ontology annotation, biological process: small GTPase-mediated signal transduction. Gene Ontology annotation, molecular function: GTPase activity; GTP binding. Lineage: Eukaryota; Metazoa; Chordata; Mammalia; Chiroptera; Miniopteridae.
GCCGCCCCAGGCCCCAGGCACGAUGCAGGCCAUCAAAUGUGUGGUGGUGGGAGAUGGAGCCGUGGGUAAGACCUGCCUUCUCAUCAGCUACACCACCAAUGCCUUCCCAGGAGAGUACAUCCCCACCGUGUUUGACAACUAUUCAGCUAACGUGAUGGUGGACAGCAAGCCAGUGAACCUGGGGCUGUGGGACACAGCCGGGCAGGAGGACUAUGACCGGCUCCGGCCACUGUCCUACCCGCAGACGGACGUCUUCCUCAUCUGCUUCUCCCUCGUUAGCCCUGCCUCCUAUGAGAAUGUCCGUGCCAAGUGGUUUCCCGAGGUCCGGCACCACUGCCCCAGCACACCCAUCAUCCUGGUGGGCACCAAGCUGGAUCUGCGGGACGACAAGGACACCAUCGAGAAGCUGAAGGAGAAGAAACUCGCGCCUAUCACCUACCCACAGGGCUUGGCACUGGCCAAAGAGAUUGAUUCAGUGAAAUACCUGGAGUGCUCGGCCCUCACCCAGCGGGGCCUGAAGACCGUCUUUGACGAGGCAAUCCGGGCCGUCCUCUGUCCCCAGCCCACGCGGCCGCAGAAGCGCCCCUGCAGCAUCCUCUAGGGGUUGUCCCCGUCCUCCCAGCCAGAUGGUUCUGACCCUCCCGGGCCCCCACCCAAAGCCCAGUGGCACCCC